CGCUCUUCCAGCACUCUGCUAGUCCGAGUUCUGCUAAUGGCCGCUCUCGUGGCUCUCCUUCUGUCUCUCCAAUAUAGCUUUUUAUUCCAGUGCCGGGUAGGUCCUUGUUUUGCUUUCACCUUAGCAAUUCUCUACAAAGACCAGUUUUUCUCUUCCCGCGCUCCCACCAGAUCAUGCCCCAUCUUAUCUAGGGAGUCCACGUCGCUCUUGCGCCCAUUGUCGGCAAACACAACUGGCUUUGAGGCUGCAUACUCGAGGCGAAGAGGCACGUGGGCGACGGCUCCACUAUAGUAUCAACCAUAUUCAUGGCAUUCUCCAACAUAAUGCGGCUCCCCAGAAUCCAGGUUGCCGGCUUCUGCUAUGCAGGCAACUUCCGACACCAACAUCCAAGACCCACUUAUAUCUGUACCUACUACCAGGCUUACCAUCACCAAAAGUGAGACUCCGAUUAGCCGGGCGCACGGUGCUGGUGAAGGAGUUUGGUGAGGCGAGCCGCUAGUCCCAAUUCUUCUAAGCGUGAUCAAAUAUGCACGCAGAACCCUCCACUCAUCCCCGCUGAUACAGUUCCCCCCGCUCGGCCCGUACACCUAUGUACACGACAUGGGUGAUUCGCACUGUAAACAACCCUAUCGUGCACAGAGGUGUAUG
Molecule: messenger RNA, 648 nt
Organism: Mytilinidion resinicola
Lineage: Eukaryota; Fungi; Ascomycota; Dothideomycetes; Mytilinidiales; Mytilinidiaceae
Exons: 1
Coding region: 37-291 (84 amino acids)
Source: RefSeq, a predicted model, not a curated record